GAAGCUCGCCUUACAACUCCGCGCGGCCCCCAGCGCCGCCCGCCCCACAACAAAACUCGCCGCAGCGCUCCCGGGAGGCGGCUCGGAGCGGCCGGCGGUCGGGACCGGAGGGGAGACGGGCCGCCGCGCGGGCCGGGACAGCAGCCGGACGGCAGCGGGAGCCGCGCGCGCCGGGCCGAGAGCGGGUCUCAGUCCAGAGGGCAAACAUGUCUGUGGAUCCCUUAUCCAGCAAAGCCCUGAAGAUCAAGCGCGAGCUGAGCGAGAACACGCCGCACCUGUCGGACGAAGCGCUGAUGGGGUUGUCGGUGCGCGAGCUGAACCGGCACCUGCGCGGGCUGUCGGCCGAGGAGGUGACGCGGCUCAAGCAGCGGCGCCGCACGCUCAAGAACCGCGGCUACGCGGCCAGCUGCCGCGUGAAGCGCGUGUGCCAGAAGGAGGAGCUGCAGAAGCAGAAGUCGGAGCUGGAGCGCGAGGUGGACAAGCUGGCGCGCGAGAACGCCGCCAUGCGCCUGGAGCUCGACGCGCUGCGCGGCAAGUGCGAGGCGCUGCAGGGCUUCGCGCGCUCGGUGGCCGCGGCCCGCGGGCCCGCCGCGCUCGUGGCGCCCGCCAGCGUCAUCACCAUCGUCAAAUCGGCCCCGGGCCCGGCUCCCGGCCCCGCCCCCGGGCCCGCCCCUGGCCCCGCCCCCGCCGCCUGCUCCUAGUGCCCGCCGCGCCCCGCCCCGGCCGCGCCCCACGCCCCGACCACGCCCCUCCGGCCCCAGCGCCCCUCCCAAAGUGCCUGAGCGCAGUCUCUGUCCCCAGCUGCCAUUUCUCUGCAGCCACCAGCCCCUGUGGUGAUGACACAUUCCCUCCCCAGAGCCAGUCUUCCUCGUGCCGCCCCUGAAACUAGGACCUGAUGGCCCCGGGGAGGGGUAACUUUGGUGAGAUAGGAGGUAGGGUAGGGGCGGGGGUCUGGGGUCUCCCUAGGCUGAAAGUUCAGCCUUCUUAGAUUGGUGGAUGGGAUACAGAGCGGAUUAGAGAAUGGCUGUCGGGGAGAAGAGGGCCACCCCUCGUCUUGUAAACUGUUUGCUCAGAUUGUGCCAGUGGCCCUCCCCAGCCUCCCAGGAUUCAGGACUAGGACUGGCCUUGCAUGUGUCUUGUGGGGCUGACUCGCUGGAAAGCUGAUGCUCCCACCUGUGCUUUGGGCCUGGGGGUGCCUGGCCUUCUAAAGCUGGGAUAGUCGUUAGAAAUGGCUUAGUGAAACCCAGUUAACAGAUGGGGAAACAGGCCUCCAGCGGAUGUGACAGUGCCCGAGGCCACAUAUCUUUAGCGGUUAAACUGGAAUUCAAAGCCAGAUCUUCCCACUGCUGCCUGGAGAUUCUAGCUGUGGUUGUCAGGGGGACGGUGGACAGGGACCGAGAAAGUGGUGGAAGGGCCUCCCUGGCUGGGAGACAGCUGUGAGUCAGGGGAAGAGAAGUAGAGGGAGAGAGAAGGUGACGCAGACAGAACAGAGGGAAGGAGAUGGCCUGGUCAACCCUGGGCUCUCCCUGCGGCCAGGGAGCUGGCCAGCCAACAAAAAAAGGGACCAAGGAGGUGACCACUGUGGCAGGUGGGGAGAUGAGAAGACAGAUCCUGGGGUCCUGCAGCCUGGGGUGGGGUCCUUAAAAGGAAAGGGUCCCACCUCUCCCCCUGUGAGUGUCCACUGUGGGGUAAGGGCUGACCACUGCCAUUGAUUGCUGUUCUCCUGGGAAGCCCAGCCCCAGCCCCUCCCCCCACGCUGUAGACAGUUGCCCUCCCGCUGUUUAUUUAUUACACGAAUCUAAAUUAUUCUCCCCAGCCAGAGGCAUAGCGCCCACUCCCUGGAAAGUGGUGUGAUCCUCAGCUGGACUUUAUAUUUUAUAUCUGCAAAUAAAUCACAUUUUAUCUUAUAUUUAGGGAAAGCCGGAUGGCAAAAACAACCAAAAAAUGUUUUAAAAAAAUUGCCCGGCCCCCAGAAUUUAUUUAUUUUCUGACUUACAGUAAGCGAGUUAUGCGCCUUCUGUAUUUUGUAGACUUUCUGAAUAAAGUCAAGUUCUCUUUUUCCACAGUGA
This is a messenger RNA of Equus quagga, 2069 nucleotides long. It is a transcript of the gene MAFF, whose product is annotated as MAF bZIP transcription factor F. The record is from RefSeq and is a predicted model, not a curated record. Bases 207 to 701 code for a protein of 164 amino acids. Gene Ontology annotation, molecular function: RNA polymerase II cis-regulatory region sequence-specific DNA binding; DNA-binding transcription factor activity, RNA polymerase II-specific. Lineage: Eukaryota; Metazoa; Chordata; Mammalia; Perissodactyla; Equidae. Gene Ontology annotation, biological process: regulation of epidermal cell differentiation; regulation of transcription by RNA polymerase II. Gene Ontology annotation, cellular component: nucleus. The transcript is spliced from 3 exons.